GGGCUGUGUGUUCCCUUCAGAGACUCAUACAAGUGUCUCAUCAUGAAAGGACCUAGAUAUUUGAUUUCACUCCUCCAAGUUUUCAUUUACAUUAUGCAUUGAGAAAGUUAUGAGAAACAACUGUCACUCUCUGGGGGUGGAGACUGCCAUGAUUCACAAAGACAAGAGGAUGGAUCAUGAAGCUGCCCAGCUGGAGAAGCAGCAUGUGCACGACGUGUAUGAGAGCACAGCCCCUUACUUCAGCGACCUGCAGAGCAAAGCCUGGCCCCGCGUCCGCCAGUUCCUCCAGGAGCAGAAGCCAGGCAGCCUCAUCGCCGACAUAGGUUGUGGGACUGGAAAGUAUCUUAAAGUGAACAGCCAGGUACAUACCCUGGGCUGUGACUACUGUGAGCCAUUGGUAGAGAUUGCCCGGGAGAGAGGAUGUGAAGUCAUGGUAUGUGACAACCUUAAUCUCCCCUUUAGGGAUCAGGGCUUCGAUGCCAUCAUCUCCAUAGGAGUCAUACAUCAUUUUUCUACAAAACAAAGAAGAAUCAGAGCCAUCAAAGAAAUGGCCAGAGUCUUGGUUCCUGGAGGGCAGCUGAUGAUUUAUGUUUGGGCCAUGGAACAGAAGAACCGUCACUUUGAGAAGCAAGAUGUGCUCGUUCCAUGGAACAGAGCCUUGUGCUCCCAAUUAUUCUCGGAAUCCAGCCAGUCUGGGAGAAAGAGGCGGUGUGGGCAUCCCGAGAGAAGCCAUCCCUACCAUCCUCCCUGCUCUGAGUGUAGCUGUGCUGUUUGUUUCAAAGAGCACUGUGAUUCCAAACGGUCCCACAGCGUGGACUAUGAACCUGUCACAGCCAGAACCUGUUUUGCAAAUAUUCCUAAAGAAAGCGAGGCAGAAUACGGAUUCUAUAACACAUUAGGAAAAUCUUUUCGAUCCUGGUUUUUCUUCAGAUCUUUGGAUGAAUCAACUAUGAGGAAACAAACUGAAAGAGCGAGACCCUUGAAAACCACAGACGUUUGUGCCGAGCACACUAUCACAAUCCAACCUUCCAGGCACUCUAGUCUAGACUUGGAUCUCCAAGAGCCAUUUUCAAAAAAGGAGCAAAACUCAGAUGAGGAAGUGUUUGUGGAAACGUCUUCUCAAAAACACUUGGAGUGGCUGAGAGCACCAGGCACUGUGAAGCAUUUAAAUGGAGACCAUCUAGGAGAAAUUGGGAAAAAUGGAGGGGGGACUUUUCUGGAUAGCACUAACACCAGGGACAAUGGUGCAGAUGCAAGUAACUUAGAAGGAGAAAGCCCUUCUGCUAGUAGAAUACUGAGGAGGAUUUCUGCAGUCGAUUCCACAGAUUCCAACCCAGAUGACACAAUUUCUGUUGAAGAACAACAGGCCAACAUUUUGGAUUCCAGAGCCUUUAUGCGUUACUACCACGUGUUUCGAGAAGGCGAGCUCUACGGCUUGCUCAAGGAGAAUGUGUCAGAGCUGCAUAUUCUGAGCUCUGGGAAUGAUCAUGGCAACUGGUGUAUCAUUGCAGAGAAAAAGGAAAAUUGCGAUUGAUUGGAUCAUUUUUAGACAACUCCUCCAAAAGAUGAACCGCAUUCUUUUCACUGGGUUUGAUAUGGUUACCGGAAUUUGCACUCAGUUUUAUUAUUUUUUAAUCCAUUUAUUCUGUGGUCUGGAAAGACUACAGAUUAACUGAUCUUUUCUUAUCUUUGAGUGAGCACAGAGCCCGGCACUGAAGACACUUGAUAAAGGGUAUUUGUGCUUAAAUGUUAAUUGAAAAGAUUUGAAGAAGCAAUAGAAAAUAUACUUCCAUACAGUUUGGAUUUGUUUUCUCCCGAAAGAUGAAAUUCUUAUAAGAAUAUGUAUCUAAUGUUUUUCAGUAUUAUACAUUGAUUUUUAAAAGAUUCUUCUGUUAAAUAUACCUUGAAAAACAGUAUUUUUUACAGAGUAAGGGGUAAUUUAUGAUUCUCAGGUUAGAAUUUAGGUCUGUGUGCAAGAUAACAGGCAAACCUGGUCUAUUGCACAGAUAUAUAUUGAACCAUGUGAUUAGUUAUUUUGUUGCUAAGAUCUUGCUUCUACUUAAAGCCUUUCAGAAAAGUGAGUGAUGGUAGAAGGAACCAAGAAGUGUUAGAAGGAUUUUUCUAAAUUAUAAGCAAACUUGCUCCAAGAUAAGGUGAAAUACAGUAAUAAGGUUUUUCAGUGUUGCUUAGAAGGCUUUUAACACAUUGACUGCCACACUAGGAAAAAAACCUUUUUU
Lemur catta (Ring-tailed lemur) is the source of this 2237-nucleotide messenger RNA. RefSeq names its product tRNA methyltransferase 9B (putative) (gene TRMT9B). Bases 110 to 1534 code for a protein of 474 amino acids. The transcript has 4 exons. The record is from RefSeq and is a predicted model, not a curated record. Gene Ontology annotation, molecular function: tRNA binding; S-adenosylmethionine-dependent methyltransferase activity. Gene Ontology annotation, biological process: tRNA wobble uridine modification. NCBI's taxonomy places the organism in Eukaryota, Metazoa, Chordata, Mammalia, Primates, Lemuridae. Gene Ontology annotation, cellular component: cytoplasm; nucleus.